UCCCUGAGACUCCGAGAGGGGUUCAUACCUGCUGCAAAUUAGCUUCAACACCGCGCAAGCACACGCCCAAAGAUCAUCAGGUAAGCAUGGCUGAGGAGAAGCAGCACCACCACCUGUUCCACCACAAGAAGGACGGGGAGGAGGAGAGCUCCGGCGUGGUGGACUACGACAAGGAGCAGAAGCACCACAAGCACAUGGAGCAGCUCGGCGCCCUCGGCGCCGUCGCCGCCGGCGCCUAUGCCCUCCACGAGAAGCACCAGGCGAAGAAGGACCCGGAGAACGCGCACGCGCACAAGGUGAAGGAGGAGGUGGCGGCGGUGGCCGCCCUGGGCGCCGCCGGCUUCGCCUUCCACGAGAAGCACGAGAAGAAGGACGCCAAGAAGCACGCCGCCGACCAGUACUGAUCGAUCGAUUUUAUGCUUAAUUAAUAAUUAAUCCAUUACUUCUCCGAUAAUUUGCUCUCUCGAUCGAUCGAU
Oryza brachyantha (malo sina) is the source of this 476-nucleotide messenger RNA. Its product is annotated as abscisic stress-ripening protein 3-like. Bases 87 to 404 code for a protein of 105 amino acids. The record is from RefSeq and is a predicted model, not a curated record. NCBI's taxonomy places the organism in Eukaryota, Viridiplantae, Streptophyta, Magnoliopsida, Poales, Poaceae. The transcript is spliced from 3 exons.